CUACUUCACACCUCAAUAGCUUCUUAUGGUCUAUAAAUAAGGAACAUUGAGAGUAAAAAUUCAUAUUUACGAAGUGGAAAAAUUGAAUUGUAAUAAUUUGAUCUCUUCUGUUGCAGCUGGUUGGUGGCGAAUUUGAUAUGGAAUUGAACUUCGUCAUACAAGAUGCACAGAAUAUUCGUCACAUGCUAGAACUGCUGGACCAUUGUCCUCCAAAUUUACAGGCGGAAAUAUGGAGCGUGUUCAUCGCCAUUCUGAGGAAGAGCGUGCGCAAUUUGCAGGCGUGCACAGAUGUCGGCCUCAUAGAACACGUUCUCAAGAGAUUGCGGAAUGCCGACGUGGUGGUUGCAGAUUUGCUGAUCGAAAUGCUGGGCGUCUUGGCGAGUUACAGCAUCACGGUGAAAGAGCUGAAACUAUUAUUCGGCGCCAUGAAAGCCGUUACCGGAAAGUGGCCUCGACAUUCGGCCAAAUUACUUAAUGUCUUACGACAGAUGCCACAGAGGUCUGGACCUGACGUUUUCUUCAGUUUUCCAGGAAGGAAAGGAUCGGCAGUCGUAUUACCACCUCUAGCGAAAUGGCCUUACGAGAGUGGUUUCACCUUCACGACGUGGUUUCGUUUGGAUCCCAUAAAUUCUGUUAAUAUUGAAAGAGAAAAGCCAUACCUAUAUUGCUUCAAGACCAGCAAAGGAGUGGGAUAUACGGCUCACUUCGUUGGAAAUUGUUUGGUACUCACGUCGAUGAAAAUAAAGGGCAAGGGCUUCCAGCAUUGCGUGAAAUACGAGUUCCAGCCGAGGAAGUGGUAUAUGCUGGCAGUCGUUUAUAUCUACAACAGGUGGACAAAAAGCGAAAUAAAAUGUUUGGUAAAUGGUCAAUUAGCCUCAAGCACGGAAAUGGCAUGGUUCGUUUCGACAAAUGACGUUUUCGAUAAAUGUUAUAUUGGAGCCACGCCAGAGUUAGAUGAAGAACGGGUGUUUUGUGGCCAAAUGUCUGCAAUAUAUCUAUUUAGUGAAGCUUUAACGACUCAUCAAAUAUGUGCGAUGCAUAGAUUAGGACCAGGGUACAAAAGCCAAUUUCGGUUUGAUAACGAAUGUAAUAUAAAUUUACCUGACAAUCACAAAAGGGUGAGUGACAAUGAGCAAUCAGCAUCUAGCAUGCCUCUGGCUCUGACUGAAUCAGAUGCACGUUCCGUUCUGUACGAUGGCAAACUGUCUAGUGCCAUUGUGUUCAUGUACAAUCCAGUCGCGACAGAUACACAACUAUGCCUGCAGUCAGCUCCCAGAGGCAAUGUGUCCUACUUUGUGCACACGCCGCAUGCUUUAAUGUUGCAGGAUGUGAAAGCAGUGAUUACACACUCCAUUCAUAGUACGUUGAAUUCAGUUGGGGGAAUUCAAGUUUUAUUCCCGCUAUUUUCCCAGUUGGACUUGUCUUAUGAAUCGAAUGGUUCAUCAGAUAGCAAAAGGGAUCCUACUCUAUGUUCAAAACUCCUCGGAUUCAUCUGUGAACUAGUGGAGACCUCUCAAACAGUACAACAACACAUGAUUCAAAACCGCGGUUUUCUAGUUAUCAGCUUCAUGCUUCAGAGAUCUUCAAGGGAUCAUCUGACGAUAGAUGUUCUCGGUUCCUUCCUAAGCUUAACCAAAUACCUUGUUACCUGUCUAAGUGCCAACAGUGAGUUACUACUAAAACAGUUAUUUUGCUUUUCAUUCCUGACCUGGCAGCUGCUCGACCAUGUUCUGUUCAACCCGGCCCUCUGGAUUUAUACACCAGCGUCGGUGCAGACGAAAUUGUAUUCCUAUCUGGCCACCGAAUUUUUGUCGGACACGCAGAUCUACUCUAACGUCAGACGAGUGUCGACCGUGCUUCAGACUGUCCAUACUCUGAAGUACUACUAUUGGGUGGUCAACCCGAGAUCUAAAAGUGGAAUAACACCUAAAGGAUUAGAUGGUCCCAGGCCUGCCCACAAAGACAUCCUCGCUAUCCGUUCGUACAUCCUCCUCUUUCUCAAGCAACUCAUUAUGGUCGGUAAUGGCGUCAAAGAGGACGAGCUUCAGAGCAUCCUCAACUACCUCACCACCAUCCACGAGGAUGACAAUCUCCACGACGUCCUGCAGAUGCUCAUCUCUUUGAUGUCGGAACAUCCGUCAUCUAUGGUGCCAGCCUUCGACACCAAAUGCGGCGUCAGAACCAUCUUCAAGCUCUUAGCCUCCGAGAGUCAAUUGAUCCGACUGCAAGCACUGAAGCUGUUGGGAUUCUUCUUGAGCAGGAGCACACACAAGAGGAAGUAUGACGUCAUGAGUCCUCAUAAUCUGUAUACUUUGUUGGCCGAGAGACUUUUGUUGAACGAGGAUACGAUGUCCUUGCCCACAUACAAUGUUUUGUACGAGAUUAUGACCGAGCAUAUUAGUCAGCAGAUCUUGUAUACCAGACAUCCGGAGCCAGAAAGUCAUUUCAGGCUCGAGAAUCCAAUGGUAUUGAAAGUGGUAGCGACCCUUGUCAGACAGUCAAAACAGACCGAACAACUUCUAGACGUGAAAAAACUAUUCCUAUCGGACAUGACGCUUCUCUGCAACAACAACAGAGAGAACAGAAGGACCGUCCUGCAGAUGUCAGUUUGGCAAGAAUGGCUGAUAGCCAUGGCAUACAUUCAUCCCAAGAAUACGGAGGAACAGAAAUUGUCCGAUAUGGUGUAUUCAUUGUUCAGAAUGCUUCUGCAUCAUGCUAUCAAGUAUGAGUAUGGAGGGUGGAGAGUAUGGGUUGAUACUUUGGCCAUAGUUCAUUCAAAGGUAUCCUACGAGGAAUUCAAACUACAAUUCGCCCAGAUGUACGAGCACUAUGAAAUCCACCGCGCCGACAACAUAACGGAUCCGCUGCUCAGGCAGCAGCACCCCAUCAGCACCAUUUCGGGGUGGCACGAUACCGCCCAAACCAUCCCCAAUGGCUGUCACGCAGACAACGACAGGUGGCAACAGCACUCGAGGGCGUCCCUUCAAGAAAUCGAGAUGAACGAGAACGACAAGUCGGAGCAAGUGUGCAGCUGCGACUACAACUCGACGCUGUCCGACGGCAGCCCGAUUUCCUACGUCGCCAAGCAUGAGGACAGUGAGGUGGUGUCUCUCGAUUCGAGGACUAGUGAUCUGUUCAGUGACGGGAAGAUCAGCAAGGAGUCUGCUUAUUCGCAGGAUUCGCCUAUGAAGUUGCAGAUGGUGGAGGAUCAUAUGGAUGUCGUGUCGGAUUCGCCUGUUUGCAAUGGAGUGCAUGUGGAGAGUAGCCCCAGUUUUGGAAGUCCUGUCAAAGGAAGUGUUGACAGAGCCGAAGUGAUUGAAGAGAUAAUGCAAGAGAUUCUCUCAAAAUCUGAAAAAAUGCUCGAAGAACAUGUCGAAAUUUGCUCAGAUACCAACUCGAGAACCGUCUCUCCUGUUGUGCAAGACCAAGAAAUUGCUCAAGCCAUCAAAGAAGUAGUGAACAACGUACCGGAAAUCGACAAGAGUAAACAAAUUGUAGAAGACAUCGUCAAUGAAAUUAUAGUUGCUUCAUCAGAAAUGCAGAACGAUCGGCUCGUUCGAACUGAAGAAGUGCCCAUUCCACUUGAAGAAGCUGUCAAGCAGGAGAAUGAAUUAUCGAGUCCUGAUAAAGAGAUGAGUAGUUUGCAGGAGGAUCUACCUAGUCCUUGUAAAGAAGUGUCCAGUCCUGAGAGAGAGGUUCCUGAUAGCGAUCUAUCUGAAAGGUAUCUCACGCCCACCGACGAAAUGAUCGAAAAAAGAGAAGAAGAAUCAGAAGCCACUGAGAAGACUGACAAGUGUGAUAAAGAAUUUAGGACAAUUGAAUGUGUUGUGAAUGGAGAUGAUGAAACGAACAAUGAAAAUGUGGAAGUUUUUGCAAAAGUAGAGGAACAUGGUGACGUAAAUGAUGAAGUAAACAUUAGUGAAAACGAAACUAUAAAUAAUCCAAAAAAUCUUGAAGCUGUGCCAAUUGUUGAAAAUAGUGCUGUGUCAGUAGAAUUAGAGCCGUCCAAAAAUGAAUCUAGUCUAAGUGAAACGAACGUUCAAUCUAGUGAUAACGAUUCUAAAUUAGAUAAAGAGGGCGCUGUUGUCAGUGAAGCUGAAGUGCCUCCGGUUGAAAAUAUACCAACAAUUUCACAAUUCUGUGAUCCUAGUCAUUAUGAUUCCGCUACCAAUACGGCUACCAAUGUUCUCGUUAAUACAAUUAGUGUCAGUAGUGAACCCUCGUCAAGCAAUCAGACUGAAAUUCCUCAGAAGAGCGCCGAAGAAAUAAAGAGGAGGGUUAGCCUGCCCACCAAUCGCAUUGAAAGCCAGACGAUAGAUGCCAAUGCGGAAAAUAGUAUCAAUUCUGUUUCACCACAAAGGAGACCUAGAAGUGCUUCAACUUCAACGCAAGUGGACCCUAAUCUGUUUGAAACCAAACAUGCAAAAUCGGCUUCCUCGAGGCACAUGUUCAGUCCAGGACCCACUAGACCGCCGUUUAGGAUACCAGAAUUCAAGUGGUCCUACAUUCACCAGAGACUGUUGUCCGACGUCCUGUUUUCUCUAGAGACUGACAUUCAAGUGUGGAGAAGUCAUUCCACUAAAUCGGUCCUAGACUUCGUUAAUAGCAGCGAUAAUGCCAUAUUCGUUGUCAACACUGUACAUUUGAUAAGUCAAUUGGCUGACAAUCUGAUCAUCGCGUGCGGAGGAUUGUUGCCCUUGCUUGCUUCAGCAACCUCACCAAAUAGUGAACUUGAUGUCAUUGAACCCACACAAGGAAUGCCCAUUGAAGUUGCAGUUAGUUUUCUACAAAGGCUGGUGAAUAUGGCAGAUGUACUUAUUUUUGCAAGUUCGUUGAAUUUUAGUGAAUUGGAAGCAGAAAAGAAUAUGUCCAGCGGCGGGAUUCUCAGGCAAUGUCUCAGAUUGGUGUGCACUUGUGCUGUUCGUAACUGUUUGGAGUGCAAAGAGAGAAGUCGUCCACACCACACUAUUGCACCCACCUCACUGAGUUCUAGUCACAAGGCGGCACACUUGCAAUCAUUCAUUAGAGGAGUCCAGAACUCCCCGAAGAAUGUCGCUGACAAUCUGUCGAACAGCUCGACGCCUGUCAAAGAUCCAGAGAAGCUCCUGCAAGAUAUGGACGUUAACCGUCUUCGCGCUGUCAUAUACAGAGAUGUGGUGAGAACGUUUAUACAGGAGGAAACGAAGCAAGCCCAGUUCUUGUCUCUGGCCAUUGUCUAUUUUAUUUCUGUGCUCAUGGUGUCCAAGUAUAGGGACAUUUUGGAACCACCAGUUUCGAUUAGGGCUCCGAGUCCCGUUCCAGUUGUCAGAAAUAAUGGAAACUCUCAUCAUUCGGGAAGUCCACAAGCAUCAAGGGCUAUCCAAUCCCAAGAAGAUAGCGAGUAUGACAUUAUAACGGCAUAUGUGGAGGACAGUAACUCCUUACAUCCAGACAAUGACCUUAAUUCAGGUCCUGCAUCAAUCAAGGUAAACGCCAGGCAACGCCCAUCAUUGGCACACGGGUUCUCUGUAAAUUACUCAUUGGAUGGAAUAAGGCAUGCUCGAGGUUGUGACAGUGCUCGUGUUAAGAAGAGCACAGACUCCAUUGACGAAAUAAACUCGGUGCAUUCAGUGGAGACUAAUAAUCUAGGAUCAAAUAGUGAAAUACCAUUAGAUGACAAUGAUAAAGUCAACAUAGAUGAGAAUUGGACUGACAUUAAUCUGAAUGAAGAUGGAGACACUAAAGAAGAUGCUAGAAAUCUUCAGAACAUGUCACAUUCCCAUUCUGCCUUGGACAUGGAAGGUAACAUUCAGUCAGAAAGAGGUGACAAGCACCAUUCCGAGAUAUCAGUCGUCAGAGUUCCAGAUGGUGUGCUCCAAGCACCCGCGCAGGUCAGACCUGACGAUUUGCCUGUUAAUAACUUGGUGGAUCAUAUAUCGAUACCUACCCCAUCGAGAGAAGCUUCUCUAACACAAAAACUAGAAAUGGCUUUAGGUUCAGUGUGCCCUCUGUUAAGGGAAAUAAUGGUGGACUUCGCACCGUUCCUAUCAAAAACUCUUGUGGGUUCUCACGGCCAAGAGUUGCUCAUGGAGGGCAAAGGACUCACUACAUUCAAGAACAGCAAUUCGGUUGUCGAAUUAGUAAUGUUGCUAUGCUCUCAAGAGUGGCAAAAUUCACUACAGAAACAUGCAGGUCUAGCUUUCAUCGAACUGAUAAAUGAAGGGAGACUUCUUUCACAUGCAAUGAAAGAUCAUAUUGUGAGAGUUGCGAAUGAGGCUGAGUUCAUCUUGAACCGAAUGAGGGCGGACGAUGUUCUCAAACACGCCGAUUUUGAGUCGCAAUGUGCGCAGACUCUAUUAGAUCGCAAGGAAGAAGAAAGGAUGUGUGACCACUUGAUCACUUCAGCCAGAAGAAGAGAUAAUGUAACUGCUAGCAGACUACUUGAAAAAGUAAGAAACAUCAUGUCAAAUAAACAUGGCGCCUGGGGAUAUAUGGAUGGCAGUGAAACCAGAUCGAAUGAAUUCUGGAAACUGGAUGCUUGGGAGGAUGAUGCUAGAAGGAGAAAGAGAUUCGUACACAAUCCGCUUGGGACCACGCAUCCAGAAGCUAGUCUCAAAGCAGCUAUUGAACACGGAGCACCAGAGGAUGCCAUUCUUCAGGCUCGUGAAGAAUUUCAUGCACAUCUAGCAGCAAACAGAGGCCAACAACAAAUGCCAAAUGACCUGAUGGACGACAGUGAGCUCUUGAUAGAUGAUAGAGAAUUAGAUACGGAUCUUAAUGGUCCGGUUAAUAUAAGUACUAAAGCCAAGCUGAUUGCACCUGGGCUAGUGGCACCUGGAAUGGUAUCUAUCACCUCUGCAGAGCUAUACUUCGAAGUGGACGAGGACGACGAAGAAUUCAAGAAGAUUGACAAUGAGAUCUUGAAAUAUUGCGACCAUCUUCAUGGAAAAUGGUAUUUCUCUGAAGUCAGAGCGAUCUUCUCCAGAAGAUAUUUGCUGCAAAACAAUGCGAUCGAGAUAUUUUUGGCGAGUAGAACAUCCAUCAUGUUCGCCUUUUCGGACCAAGCCACCGUGAAGAAGGUGAUCAAGGCUCUGCCCAGGGUCGGCGUAGGGAUCAAAUACGGCAUUCCGCAAACGAGACGGGCCAGCAUGAUGUCGCCCAGGCAGCUCAUGAGGAAUGCCAACAUGACGCAGAAGUGGCAACGCAGGGAGAUAUCCAAUUUCGAAUAUCUCAUGUUCCUCAACACCAUAGCCGGGCGAACUUACAAUGACCUCAACCAAUAUCCAGUGUUCCCGUGGGUGCUCACGAAUUACGAAUCCAAAGAGCUGGACCUCAGCCAGCCGAACAACUACAGGGAUCUUUCGAAACCCAUAGGAGCCCUUAAUCCCAGCAGACGAGCCUAUUUCGAAGACAGGUACUCAACGUGGGAACACGAGAGCAUUCCUCCUUUCCAUUAUGGCACGCACUAUUCAACUUCUGCGUUUGUUUUCAACUGGCUAAUCAGGAUGGAACCUUUCACCACGAUGUUCCUUUCCCUGCAAGGUGGCAAAUUCGACUAUCCGAACAGACUUUUCUCCUCCAUCGGCCUAUCUUGGAAGAACUGCCAAAGAGACACUUCGGACGUCAAAGAACUCAUUCCAGAAUUCUAUUUUCUACCGGAGAUGUUCGUCAAUGCCAACAGGUACCGACUCGGCCUGACCGAAGAAGGCAAACCCAUCGGCGACGUGGAACUGCCGCCGUGGGCCAGCUCCCCGGAAGAAUUCGUCCGCAUCAACCGCAUGGCGCUGGAGUCGGAGUUCGUGUCCUGCCAGCUGCACCAGUGGAUCGACCUCGUCUUCGGCUACAAGCAGAGGGGCCCGGAGGCCAUCCGCGCCACCAACUGCUUCUACUACCUCACGUACGAGGGCAGCGUGGAUCUGGACGCGAUCGGGGAGAGGGUGAUGCGGGAGGCCAUCGAGAAUCAGAUCAGGAACUUCGGGCAGACGCCGUCGCAGCUGCUGAUGGAGCCGCAUCCGCCAAGGAGCUCGGCGAUGCAUUUGUCCCCCAUGAUGUUCUCAAGUAUACCAGAGGACGUAUGCAUGACCAUGAAGUUCCUGUCGAACAGCCCCAUCGUACACAUUUCGGCCAACACCUAUCCCCAACUGCCCAAUCCGUCAGUGGUGACAGUCACGAUGCACCAGCAAUUCGCAGUGAACAGAUGGAAUUCGUCUUACGCGGCUGUUGCGCAGUCGCCGAGCUAUGCGGAUACGCCGCCGAAUCAAGCGUCGAAUUUACCUUUGUCGAUGGAUACAGUUCUAUCUACGGCGAACAACAGCAACGCGCAGACCCAGCUGAUGCAGCGCCGCCACUUGGGCGACAACUUCAGCCAGAACCUCAAAAUACGAUCGAACUGCUUCGUGACCACCGUCGACAGCAAGUUCCUGAUCGCGUGCGGCUUCUGGGACAACAGCUUCCGCGUCUUCGCUGCCGACACGGCCAAGAUCGUGCAGAUCGUCUUCGGCCAUUACGGCGUGGUGACCUGCCUGUCCAGGUCUGAGUGCAACAUAACGUCCGACUGCUACGUUGCCUCGGGCUCGGCGGACUGCACGGUGCUGCUGUGGCACUGGAACGCACGCACGCAGACCGUGGUGGGGGAGGGAGAGACGCCGACGCCGCGGGCGACGCUCACAGGACACGAGCAGCCCGUCUCGAGCGUCGUCAUCUCGGCGGAGCUGGGCCUGGUCGUGUCAGGUUCCUAUCAUGGUCCAGUACUGGUACACACAACGUUUGGUGAUUUGCUCAGAUCCUUAGAUCCUCCCAGCUCAUUCGUAUCUCCAGAAAACAUAGCCAUGUCAAGGGAAGGCGUCAUUGUCGUCAACUAUGAAAGAGGGAACGUUUGUGCUUUCACCAUCAACGGUAAACGGUUGAGAUUCGAGUCUCACAAUGAUAAUUUACAGUGCCUACUUCUUAGUCGAGACGGGGAAUAUUUGAUGACGGGUGGCGACAAGGGCAUAGUGGAAGUUUGGAGGACCUUCAAUUUGGCCCUGCUGUACGCUUUCCCAGCGUGUGAUAGUAGCGUUCGGUCACUGGCAUUGUCACAUGAUCAGAAGUUUUUGUUAGCUGGGUUAGCGCUAGGUUCAAUAGCCGUAUUCCACAUUGAUUUCAAUAGAUGGCACCACGAGUUCCAGCAACGAUAUUAGAAAUCGAUGAGCAGUGAGAACGCUCGAAAAAGUCAAGUAGGUCUCAAUAAAAUCCAAUUACCUUGACGCGUGUACCUACUAUAAACCAAAUCGUACUUAAUAUAUUCCAUUUUAUUAUUUUUAAUACUAGCACUUUCCUUUGUGUAUAUUGUCACUGAUUUAUUUGUGCAAUGAGCUUUUAUUUGGGCGAAUGACAUUCGCCCUUGUUGAAUUUUACCAUUAUCAUAGGUGAAUGUAGAUAAAUCUUUGAUGAUUUUUAACCUGGAAUAUUUGUGAUGUAUUCGAUUUCAAUCAACAUUAUAUAAUAUUUAGUAUUUUUGAAGUAGUGUAUAUUAUUGUUUUAUGUAGCUUGAUGGAGAGAAAUCAGGAAAUUUUAUUAUUAAAACCUUCACUAAAUUUUAUUAACCGGCUUCACAUCAAAAUUUCAUCAAAUUAUUCAGUGUUAGACUUUGUCACUUGAGGUUUUUUACUGAUAAAUAUACUUCUUCUCUUUGUGUCAUUUGGCCUCUUCCUACGAUAUCUUCUUCUCCGUCAAUGUAAGAAUUGGUCCACAUUGAUAGUAAAAAAUGUCUGUUCAAGUCUUUCCAUAACUCGAGGUUUUCUAUUCAAAUAUUCUACAUCAGUUUUUCCGAAUGUGUUCGAUAAAACUGACCAUAUCUUUCAGUGCUAAAAUGUUAACGCCCAUUGAAGUUAAUUUCGAAAGACAUCUAUGACGAGGCAAAGACUGUUGUUCAGUAACACAAAAUGCCAGUAUCAAUAUUGCUCAAAUGUUGUACGGGGUGUUAUAUUAUUUUGAACUAUCUACCACAGUAUUUUGAUUCCUUUUCUUCCCCACAUACUUAGCAUGUACGCAUGUACUAAGUAAUGGAAUAUUGAUAUCCCAUUUGAAUUAAUUUUCGGAAAUGAACCUAACAAAACUAAUUUUGCAUCAAAAAUCAAACUACUUUGUAUUCCUCGAAAAAAAUUACGAAAUUCGAAGGUUUUAUUAGGUUCAACUUAAUGAUCGAUGAUUUGGAUUUGUGAAAUCAUAGCCAUGUUAAUGGAAAAUAGUCCUCAAUUUCUUGUAGGAUAGUUUCACUCAUACUUGGGUUCCCAUUCCAUUAUUAAUAAAAUUUCCAUAAUUUCUCUGUACAGUGUUAAUUGUAAGUUGACGCUUGCCCUUGAAUGAAAUGAGCAAAUGUAAACCAUUGUCAAUUCAAUAUUAUCUGUAUUUUUCUCCCCUUAAAAAUAAUUCAUUUUCUUCAAAAUAUACUUUUAUUCCGGUUUCUAAUGAUCCUGAAAUUGAAAGAAUGCAAAAUAAACAUUGCAUCAUCACUGACUAUGAAAUUUCAUAUCAUUUUAUCGUUUGACUAUGUACACAAUUAGUUUUAACAAAUAAGUGUGGAUCGAUCUUUCCAAUUAUGUGAGAAUUUCAUCAGCCUGCAUAACCAUUCAUCUAAAUGAAUCGAAAGAUUAAAGAAACAAAAUUAUCUAUUGCAUUCAUACCAGAUACCAAUUCAAUGGCUAAAAAACUAUAUUUCCAUUCUUGCUAAUUGAACACUGUUAAAAAGUAAUAUCACCAACAAUAAGAACGAGAUUUCAAGGAGUUAUCCAUGCUUCAAGUAGGUAAACAUUUUGUCUGUAAUUUUUUCUUCGGUCACACCUGGUAUCGCUGAAUUCACAAUGAUCAUUCUAAUCCAACAAUGUCAUAAUAUCAUUUCUGUGUAUUUCAUUCAUCAUUUGGCAAAAUCGGAAGAGUUCCAGAAUAGUUUUGGUCAUUACAAAAAUGGCCAUAAAUUAGUAUCAUCCUCAUUUACUAUGACUUAAAUACUGAAAUACGUAAAUAUUUGGCAUACUAUUCAAUAGUUAUGCGAUUCGAUCACUGUUCUAUAACUAAUUUUGUCAGAUAUAUUCUUAGUUCACUUCCGUAUUACUCACUUCAUAAUUAUUUGCCUGAUAUUACCUGAUGAUGUUUACCACAAAUCUGCUCGGUUGAUAUAAUUGUAAACGAAGUCAAUUUUUUUUGUCUCGAUGUUUUUAGGUAUACACUCACCGGCAAAGAAAACCGGCUGAAAAAAAUUACCCACAUUGAUCAGCCUGUAACUUUCUUUAUUCUUGUUCGAUUCUGGUGAAAUUCCCACUAAAUCUUAGAUUCAUACUUCGACAUGUUAUUCUGAAUUAAAGUUCCCAAAAAAGCGGAUGUUACUAUUUCAAGCUCAACUUCUUAACGCCCUGUGGCAGAAGUGAUUGAUUAAAUGUUCUGGAUUGGAGUGUAAUCCCUUCUUAACACAAAAGUUUUUUAUUCGCAUCAAUAUCUUCGUAUUAAGAGAAGAUACAUGGGUUUUAAGAAAGUAUGGAUUUUUUAAAUUUGCAGAACAUACAUGAAUUUAUCGAUCAACAACUCGAAGAGACAUCUGAAAUUGAUAUCAUUUAUUUCCACCCUGAUUUUUCAGCCUUCACCAGCAAAUAAGAUUCCUUAUUACUCAAAACGAACGAAAAACAAACCUCCUAUCAAAAACGAGUAUGUCCUCCUCGAGCUUGAAUUAGAGCAUUCAACCGGCGUGGCAUCGAGUUGAUCAAAUUUCUCAACCAGUCUUGAAAUUUCCUCAAAUUUUCCUUGAGGGGCGAAUCGUAGCCCAGAAGGAAGAGAAAGAUGCUCUAUAGAUUCUGAAUUAUUAUUGAUAAAAAAAUCAAACUUUCUUCAAACACUUGUACCUUCUCUGAAAAAGAAGAUAUUGACGUGAAUCAAGAACCAUUGUGUUGAGAAGAGACGAAAGGGGAUAACAGCGACUUAUUACAUAUCUAUACUGCUAUUAGUCAUAUCGCAGCAACCCGAAAAUGAAGGGGCCAGUUGCUCGCCUGAAAAUGCUUCUGCUCAAUACGCAGGAACCUCCAAGCUGUCAUUCAUGACUUUAACGUGGUAUCGAAAUCAACCUAGCAUCCAUUUUGUUCAUAGACGGGACAAGGUGGAUGGCGUUGGUUUUGUUUAUGUCAUCAGGGAUCGGCUUAAUAAAAAUAAUACCCAAAUUGAGUGGUGAUAUUGAUUUUUUCGUUUUAUAUUCGCCAAUACUAGAAAAUAUGAAGUGCUUUGUUCUUUGAUAUAAAAAUUCUACGAUUAAUAAUACUGAAGAUGUAUCUUUCAUCGGUGAGUUUGUGGGCAAUGAAUAAUCUUUUAUUUCAAUUUGCUUUCAUCAGUUGAGCAAGUAUUAAGUAUUUAAAUCAAAUGGAAUCAUGCAUGCUUUGUAUAUUCUUUCAGCUGUGAAGAAUUUGAGUUCAGGCGUGAGGUGCCAUAUACCUGCUCAUCUACUUUUUUUUUAUCGCUUGGAGCGCACCAAAGGAUACUGGAUUGAAAAUUUACUCAUAUCAAUAAUGAUUCUAGCAUUCCUAAGAAUGAGAGAAAUGAAUGGUUUGAGGCUAUUAGGCGACCAUUAUUGGACUUUGGUUACUCAGGAAGGAUGAUUAUGUUCAGGCCAUUUCACGCCAGACAGCUUUCUGAUGCUUCCAGGCAAAUCCAGGACACAGAAGCCACAUGAAAAUUUGCCGUUUGUUAAAAUUGAGUUCUCAAAUCUGAUUAUUUGGACGCUAUGUGACCUGAAUAACGGCAUAUUUCAUUCGUUUCUCACUACUUCAUGUAUGGUUUAUCAACCUUCCAUAAUAGACCCAUCUCAACCUUUUUCCUUCGAUACGCCUAUGAUCUUCGGAUUCAUGAGUGUAACAUGAUAGUUCCUAAAUGAACAUGACUCAGUUGAUAGUUCCUAAAUGCACAUGACUCAGUUUUACUAGUUCGAUCUCCCGAGUGGCUCACCUUUUUAGAACUGGCGGUCUAGAUUAGUCUAUAAGUCGGUAGGGACACACACUUCAAUCCAAAACAUGAUAAAGCAGAAGCUUGAAGAAUGGUUCUGAAUUAUUGUAUAUGAAAAUUUGAAAAAUACAAACUUCCUAAAACUCUUGCAUCUUCUCUUAAAAAUGAGAUAUUGAUGUGAAUCAAACACCAUAUUGUUAAGAAGGUAUCACACAUCAAUCCAACACAUAAUGAAGCUGAGUUUAACCACUCACCGACUCACCUUCUCCACAGAACGUCAAGAAGAUAAGGGUGAAAGAGUAACUUUGGUUUUUUCUAUAUAAUGAUCAUGCCAUAAGUUUUUUUUUUGAGAAUCAAAAUUCCAGGCUAACAUUCCGGAACAUAAAUCUACGAUUGGGACGAUAUUUCACCAGAUUCGGUCAAGAAUUGAUAAAGUUACAGGGCGAUAAAUUUGCCAAAAUUGUUUUGUUGGCGGAUUUUCUUGCUGGUAAAUGUAUAUUUCGUCAUUCAAUUGGAAGUUUCACACUAAUUUCAACAAUGCAAGCCAUUAAUCAGGUUACUUCAAUUCAAAUUUGAAUCACAAGCUCAGGAGGAUGGAGAAAAUGUCAAGGGCAAGUAUAAGAUGUGAAUGAAGUCAAUAUUUUGGCUGGUUUUUUCGAUAAUGUAAGUUUAAGCACUGUAGUGUUGCUUACGGCUUGCACAUCCAUUGCCAGCAAUUGUUAAGGCCGUUAUGGCGCACUUUUUGACACGGUAUGUCUGACAUUCCAGCAAUGACACACAUACGGCGUUUUGAAAAACAUUCCCUCCAGCAACUGUAUUAUAAUAUAUUGCAAUUCUGUCCAAGAGAAUCAAACUUAUUGUAAAUAAGUAAGAUUGUUUCCUUUUUUAUGAAGCGCUAUUGAUUAAACAUGUAUUGAAAUAUCUACUUAUUGUGUUAUUUUAAUACUUAUGGAAAAUGUACUUAACUGUAAGAAAUAUGUAUGUUUGAUGUUAGUAAUUAAUUAUAUUAACAUUCAUUUGUAUACACGAUAAAGGUAUGAAAUAAAUGUGUUUUGUUCAGCUCUAA
Phaedon cochleariae (mustard beetle) is the source of this 14005-nucleotide messenger RNA. The record is from the annotation of a GenBank genome assembly. NCBI's taxonomy places the organism in Eukaryota, Metazoa, Arthropoda, Insecta, Coleoptera, Chrysomelidae.